Messenger RNA from Mobula hypostoma (lesser devil ray), 1263 nucleotides. It is a transcript of the gene cldn15a, whose product is annotated as claudin 15a. The record is from RefSeq and is a predicted model, not a curated record. NCBI's taxonomy places the organism in Eukaryota, Metazoa, Chordata, Chondrichthyes, Myliobatiformes, Myliobatidae. Bases 317 to 997 code for a protein of 226 amino acids. Gene Ontology annotation, biological process: cell adhesion; bicellular tight junction assembly. Gene Ontology annotation, cellular component: plasma membrane; bicellular tight junction. Gene Ontology annotation, molecular function: structural molecule activity. The transcript is spliced from 5 exons.
CCAUUUGAUCUUCCCCGGUCGUUGUCUUCAAUUCCCCCCCAUCCUCCUGUUACCCCCUCUCCGCUCUCUGCUAUGAUUCUUCUGACACAACCCCUCCCUGCACUGCUUUCUCCCCGCCUCCUCGCUCUGCCAUUUACAACUUGAUGAAUGUCUAAUUUUUAGCAGAGCCGACGAAAGGUCAUUGACGUGAAAAAAAUCGACAUUUCUCCCUCCGCGCUGCUCAAAGGCAAGACCCGGACUUGCCAAGCUGACAUCGCGUCGGCGAGCGACCAGUGAUUCGUGAAGCCAGUGCGCCGUCUGGGACCAGGUUUGCUCGAUGUCCGCCGGGGACACGGUGAGCUUCGUGUUGGGCUUGGUGGGCUGCGUGCUCAUCGCCGUGUGCUUGGGCAACGAGCAGUGGAAGGUGUCCACCUUGGAUGGCAGCGUUAUCACCACGUCCACCAUCUACGAGAACCUGUGGAAGAGCUGCGCUAGUGACGCCACCGGCGUGUACAACUGCAGGGACUUCCUCUCGUUGUUCGGGCUGUCAGAUUAUGUCCGAGCCUCCCAGGCCCUGAUGAUCAUCUCUAUCCUCCUGGGAUUUUUUGCAACCAUCGUCAGUUUAUUUGGUCUGCAAUGUACCCAGUUUGGAACAACAGAUCCAGUGGCGAAAGCAAGGCUGGCGACGGCGGGAGGAGCUCUAUACAUCCUGGCCGCCCUGUGCGCCAUGGUCCCCGUCUCCUGGUACGCCUUUAACAUCACGCAGCAGUUCUAUGACCCAAUCUACCCAGGAACAAAGUUUGAACUUGGACCUGGACUCUAUAUUGGUUGGGCCGGGGCAUCGUUGCAGCUGAUUGGAGGGAUCGUCCUCUGCCUUGCUUGUCAGAGAACCACUGGUAAAACUGAGGCGUACUCAUACAAUUACCAAGCACCCCGCUCGACGGUGGGAAGGGUGUCGAGGAACUACGUGUCAGAAGUGGACAACUCCAGUAACUAUGGGAAGAACGCCUACGUCUGAGAGCAGGGGCUGCGUCUGGAUCCUUCUCGGCCUGCGCUUUGGACUGUUGGUCGGGCAGUGCGUGAAAUCCUGUUUGUGGGGAUCACAUUGGGGAAAUGCACUUUCUACACACUGCAAUUGCUCUGUUGUUGCACUGCCUUGUGUUAAAUCUGAUUGUACCCAUACUGUAGAGAUGCCGGUGAACACUCCCCUUGGAGUGAACGGGAAGGUGUGGGUGGGAAGAUGGUCACGGUUGAAAGGAGAAUAAAACCGUUAUGAACAACAGG